Messenger RNA from Grosmannia clavigera kw1407, 807 nucleotides. RefSeq lists its product as uncharacterized. Gene Ontology annotation, cellular component: ribosome; mitochondrion. The record is from RefSeq and is a predicted model, not a curated record. The transcript is spliced from 2 exons. The coding region runs from base 1 to 807 and encodes 268 amino acids. Gene Ontology annotation, biological process: translation. Gene Ontology annotation, molecular function: structural constituent of ribosome. NCBI's taxonomy places the organism in Eukaryota, Fungi, Ascomycota, Sordariomycetes, Ophiostomatales, Ophiostomataceae.
AUGGCCGCCCUGCACGCAGCAAGCUCCCCGGCCUGUCUCCGCUGUCUGGCACGACGGAUGCUGUCACGGCCGGCUGUCCUUGGCAUGGCCUCUGGCAGCAACAACAGCAGCAGUCUGCUGACGCUGACCUCGACGACGACGACAACGGUGCAGACGCGCGGAAAGAAGACGGGACGACGUGGUGACAAUGGUGUGGUCGUGCGGCUUCUGCAGGACGUGGAACAGUUUGGACAAAAGGAAACGAUCCUCCGGAUCGACCGUGGCCGCAUGCGUAACCUCUGGUAUCCCCGCGGCAUAGCCGACUAUGUCACGACGGCCGGCCAAGCCGUCUCGGAGCGCGACCCCUUCUUUGGCGUUGCCGGCAGCAAGCCCGACGAGGACGUCGCUUCUUCUGCUCCGGCCGCCACAGCCCACGCUGCUCUCCUGCCGACCGUCGAUGCUGCCCGUGCUGCCGCUCUGCUCGAUCGCCUGCCACCGCUCGUCUUUGCACGCCGACCCAUCACGGCUGCCUCGACCGCCAUCUUCGGGUCCGUCUCGGCCGACGACGUCGCCACUGCCCUGCGCGCUGCCCUGCACGCUGUCGAUGACGGCAGCAGCGACGAGACCGGCCGCCUUCGCGUCGAGGGCCGUGAUGUCCGCUUUGUCGUCGACGGCGAGGCUUUCGGUGAUGCCGCCUCCUCUUCGGAGGCCGAGGCUACCGCCGAUCGCGUCAAGGCGCUCGGCCGCUGGGAGGUCGAGAUCGCCGUGCGCGGCGGCGGCGUCGCCACUGCUCCGGUGCGCAAGAUCAUCGAGGUGGUGGCCCAGUAG